AUCGUGGUAAAUGUGACUAUGACUGUGAUAGUUUAAACUUAUAACAUCUCAGAGUAUCAUAAUGCAUUCUAGUGUUUAUGUUUCAGUCUGAGUUUGGUUGUGAGAGGAAAUGAGACGAGGAAAUGUAUUUCUACAGACUCAUCUUGUGACCACAUCUGCAGAAUUUCUUCAUUGGGGAAUCAGUAUUUAGAGGUCUUCCUGUCAGUUCUUGGAUCAGUAUCACUUGAGCGGCCAACAAGGAUAAACGGGACGCUUUGGACAGCAUCGGCUCAAUCACAGCGAUGGAGAAUGAUUACUUCUCAAUGAUUUCUCAGGUCUUCUACUAUCUGACAUUUCUGCUCGGAGUUCCUGGAAAUGUCUUUGUUGUGUACAUCGCUGGAAUGAAGAUGAAGAGGACCGUUAAUACGAUAUGGUUCCUUAAUCUAGCGAUUGCAGACCUCCUGUGCUGCUUUUCCACACUGUUCUAUAUAAUACGGUACUUUAUUGAUCACUGGCCAUUUGGAUCUGUCAUGUGCAAGAUUCAUCCAUUGGUUAUGGUUGUCAACAUGUUUGCCAGUGUCUUCAUCUUGAGUUUGAUUAGUCUAGAUCGGUUUAUCCAGGUGAUCACACCAGUUUGGGCUAAAAAUCAUCGCAGUCUGUUGCUUGCACGACUGUCCUGUGUAGCGGCCUGGGUCCUGGCUAUAGCUCUUAAUGUGCCCUUUAUUAAAUUAAGAGAAACUAAAACAAAACGCAACAACACAUACUGCCUACUUUUUCAUUAUGAUGACUUUGAAACAUAUAGAAUGUUGACUAUCAUCAGGUUUGUGUUUGGUUUUUUGAUUCCUCUCAUAUGCAUCACGACAUGUUAUGGAUUCAUCGCACGAAAGUUAGGCAGGAGUCGUUUUCACUCUGGACGAGCGUUUCGCAUCAUGUUGGCUGUUAUUGUGGCCUUUUUUCUGUGUUGGCUGCCGUACCACACUGUGUUCUUGAUCCGGAUAUUUGGUGUUUAUCACAGUACCAGGGUGGCCCGGAGACUUGUCCGAUUGGUCAUCUCUUUGGCGUAUUUCAACAGCUGUCUGAAUCCAGUUCUAUAUUUUUUCAUAGGGCAGGAUAUUAAGGAGAAGUUUAAGCUUUCAUUAAAGUUAAAACAUGUUUUUGAAAGAGCUUUCUCUGAGGAGGGGACACAAAUACCACAAUCCACCGAGGCACAACAAAUGCAAUCAUUGUAGUUUGAAAAGUAUAAUAAAUCUUAAUAAUAAAUCUUUCAUCAGAAUAUCUUUUGCCUCUUCUACACAAAUUUUUUUCUUUUCAAAACUAUCACAUAUCGCAAUCUGAAAUGUCUGAUGUGUAAAAUGAACUGAUGUAAAAUGAUAAAACAUAACAGGUAGUGUAUUCUAGAACUUUUAGGAAGUGUGUCUGGUGUCCUGUGCAUUUCAUUUAGAUUUAUUUAAAGUAUCAAUAAGUAAUUUUUCAAGUUUAGAUUAAAAAUAUAUCCUUCAGGUAACAACUGCAUGUAACCAUGGUGUAAAAUAUACUGUGUAGAAACAUUUGCAGUGUAACGUGGAGAAUAUAGAGAAGGAAUUUGGACAAAAAUGUAUGAGAACAUUUUUUUAUAGCGAAGCACCUGUUUUUUUUUAUUUAUUUAUUUUAUUAUUAUUAUUAUUAUUAUUAUUAUUAUUAUAUUUUAUUUGAUAAAGAAUUGUUUAUGUCUGUUGAAUUGAAAUAAACUGGUUCAUGGAAGUGUGUGUGUUCCUUCAUGCUAAAAUGGGUCAUUCUACAAAAUUCAUAAAACCUUUUUUUUUUGUUUGUUUGUUUGUGGACUGACCCCAGUACUGUGUCUCU
Myxocyprinus asiaticus (Chinese sucker) is the source of this 1821-nucleotide messenger RNA. Its product is annotated as C3a anaphylatoxin chemotactic receptor-like. Bases 282 to 1208 code for a protein of 308 amino acids. Gene Ontology annotation, molecular function: G protein-coupled receptor activity; complement component C5a receptor activity. The transcript has 2 exons. Gene Ontology annotation, cellular component: plasma membrane. Lineage: Eukaryota; Metazoa; Chordata; Actinopteri; Cypriniformes; Catostomidae. The record is from RefSeq and is a predicted model, not a curated record. Gene Ontology annotation, biological process: phospholipase C-activating G protein-coupled receptor signaling pathway; positive regulation of cytosolic calcium ion concentration; inflammatory response.